CAGUCCAAACCGAUUCACAUCCGGAACCCGGUAGAGAACGGAAAUUAGUCCUGCUCGUUCCUGAAAACCGAACUCGAUCGAAAAAUCACAAAGAAUACGAGAAAAGCAAAAGAAAGAAAAGAUCUCGAGACGGAACAUACGAACUACUUCCGAGAACCGCGGGACUCGUGCCGGCUUAAAAAGGAGAUUAGAAAGUGGACAGUAGGCUUUUCAGAGGAUCAGGACAGUGUAUGUGGUAAUGUGUCGGUGAAAAGUUUGACGGGAAAGGAUCCAGAAGAAGCAGCAGGAGGAGAAAAAUACUCGAGUAGGAAGCAGAAUGACCAACAGCAUGAAGCAAACAGUUAUUAAAAAUCCAACAUGGUGGAAGAGGCGGUCGGCCUUAGAACGAGGAUUGACUGUGAUAGCAGUUUCCGGAGUCCUUUUGUGCAUUUCAUUAGCUGUUGCACUCGGAGUUCUGACAGCGAACACCGCGUCCUGUAAUGUGUCACACAGCAACGAUCCUGUUAACUCUGAAGGAUUACCGCUCACAGCCGGCGCCCUGAACGGAUAUCAACACACAAAAGAUAUUCAAAUCGUGGAGAGAGGCGAAGACUUGUGUUACACACCAGAAUGCGUUCACACGGCGUCCAGAAUAUUGAAGAACAUGGAUCCAGAGGUGGAGCCGUGCGACGACUUCUAUGAUUUCGCGUGUGGCGGCUUCCUGAAGACCAUUAAUAUUCCAGAUGACAAAACUAGUGUAAACACGUUCACCGAGAUCAGCGACAAGCUGCAAAAUCAAUUGAGAACCAGCAUCGAGGAGAAAAGCGCGCUAGACGAGCCAAAACCUUUCCUGCUCGCGAAAAAUUUGUACAAAGCUUGUAUGAACAAGACGGACAUCGAGAAACAAGGUCUAGAGCCUUUGAUGAAGAUUUUGCGGAAACUUGGUGGUUGGCCGAUACUAGAAGGCGAAAACUGGAACGAAAGCGAUUUUAAUUGGAAAGAAUCUGUGUACAAGUUCCGGAAAAUGGGAUACUCUGUCGAUUAUUUCAUCGAUUUCAGCGUCGGCGUUGAUCUAAAGAAUAGCACGAAACGGAUAAUUGAUCUCGAUCAAGCAUCUCUUGGCCUCUCACGAGAAUACUUGUCGAAAGGUUUUGAUGACAAAAUCGUGCAAGCAUACUACAGUUAUAUGGUGGAUAUCGCUGGAAUUCUCGGCGCUAAUAAAACUCUAGCGGAGACAGAAUUAAAGGAGUCAUUGGAAUUCGAGAUGAAUCUAGCAAACAUUUCCUUGCCGAACGAAAAACGUCGUAACGCCACCCUCCUCUACAACCCCAUGACUGUACAAGAAUUAUCGCAAAGAUACCGUAGUAUACCAUGGAAGGAAUACUUCAACACGCUUUUGGCGCCAAGUGUUCAGGUCGACGAUGACGAAGUCGUGAUAAUCAGCGUGCCGAGUUUCAUCAUGAACUUGGAGAAGCUGUUGGCGAUCACACCGAAAAGGGUCCAGGCGAAUUAUGUGAUGUGGAGGGCGGCUGCGUCGUCGGUGAGCUAUCUGACCGAGGAGAUUCGGAAGAGGCAGUUGCAGUAUUCGACGGCGUUAAGUGGAAAAACAGAAAGAGAGGCUCGAUGGAAAGAAUGUAUCGACACCGUGUCCGGUAGUUUAGCUAUUAGCGUCGGCGCCCUUUACGUUAGGAAGUACUUUAAAGAAGAUGCAAAGAAAAACGCUGUGGAGAUGGUGGCUGAUAUUAGAACUGAAUUCACAAAGAUAUUGAAGAAGGUCGAUUGGAUGGACGAUGAAACAAGAAAGAGCGCACUCGACAAAGCAGCCUCUAUGUCUAGUCACAUCGCGUACCCAGAUGAAUUGCUGGACGAUACAAAACUCGAAGAAUUUUACCAAAAUCUUGAACUGACGACCGACAAUUACUUGGAGGGUAUCUUAAACCUGACUCUUUUCGGAGUGGAGUAUUCAUUCGGAAAAUUGAGGAAGCCUGUAAACAAAACCGAUUGGAUAACACACGGAAGACCGGCGAUCGUAAACGCGUUCUAUUCGUCGAUCGAAAACAGUAUUCAAUUUCCCGCUGGCAUUCUGCAAGGUGCUUUCUUUAACAAUGAUCGACCGAAGUAUAUGAAUUAUGGUGCCAUUGGGUUCGUGAUUGGUCAUGAAAUAACGCACGGCUUUGACGAUCAGGGCAGACAAUUUGAUAAGGCAGGAAAUCUCGUCGAUUGGUGGGCACCACAGACUAAGGAAAAGUAUCUCGAAAGAGCGGAAUGUAUUAUUCACCAAUACGGGAACUACACCGUCGAAGAUGUCGGCUUGAAUCUAAACGGUAUAAAUACCCAAGGAGAAAACAUUGCUGACAACGGUGGCAUAAAAGAGGCCUACUUAGCGUACAAAGACUGGGUCAGACGAAACCAGGAGGAGCCAAGGUUACCAGGACUUCCCUAUACGCCAGAACAAUUGUUCUGGAUCAGUGCGGCAAACACAUGGUGCAGCAAGUACAGGCCGGAAGCGAUGAAGCUACGCAUCACCACUGGAUUCCAUAGUCCUGGAAAAUUCCGUGUCCUAGGACCGCUCUCAAACAUGGAAGAAUUCUCAAAGGACUUCAACUGUCCCCUCCGCACAAAAAUGAAUCCCGAGAAGAAGUGUGCGGUCUGGUAAAUCAAACACCAACGAAUAAUUAAGCGGUUGCUCAAGUUUAAGAAGCGGCUGACAUUGGUCAAACUUGUUCUUCGAUAUUUUGAAGAAAAUCGAUCCUGUUCGAUCGUAACUGUUAUGAAUAAGAUUGGCGUGGAUUUCGACAGAUCGUCGUAAAUUUUGAUUGUAUC
Messenger RNA from Dufourea novaeangliae, 2802 nucleotides. It is a transcript of the gene Nep2, whose product is annotated as membrane metallo-endopeptidase-like 1. Lineage: Eukaryota; Metazoa; Arthropoda; Insecta; Hymenoptera; Halictidae. The record is from RefSeq and is a predicted model, not a curated record. Gene Ontology annotation, molecular function: metalloendopeptidase activity. Bases 317 to 2635 code for a protein of 772 amino acids. The transcript has 10 exons. Gene Ontology annotation, cellular component: plasma membrane. Gene Ontology annotation, biological process: protein processing.